Molecule: messenger RNA, 993 nt
Organism: Stylophora pistillata
Lineage: Eukaryota; Metazoa; Cnidaria; Anthozoa; Scleractinia; Pocilloporidae
Source: RefSeq, a predicted model, not a curated record
AUGGAUCAACCUUCAGAAAAGACCUAUUAUGAGGCUAUCAAAUUUUUGUUACUUUUGUCUCCUAAAGGAAAAUCUUCUGCUAUCCAGUAUGCAGCCCAGGAUCCACUGGAAAAUCUGGGCUUAACCGAAGCCAUAAUAAGCAAAACCACUUCGUCGGGACUGGUAAAACUUCUUGCGAAGAAGAAGAAAGGAAUGAUUCUCUCUCCAGAGAUCUUCGACAUAUUAAACAAGGUUCUUAAGUCUGAUGAAGACAAUGCUGCCGGAGAUAUCCAGCUUCUCUGCAAACUAUUUUCGGGCGAGCGCUGCUCAUAUUACUUCUCUACAGAGGAAAGCAGAUUGAUCCUUCCAAUUACGCCCUUCUGUCUCCUUGGUUCCACGCAACUGGUAAAUGCUGCCAAACUGAUCGCACGCAUGGAUCAAGGACACGGCCUAGUGGAUAGAAUACUUCUUGCCAUCCCCCUUGCCUUUCGUCCAACCCUUAUUGAAAUGGAGGCAGCCACCGAUUAUUUAUCCACCGAGGUGGUAAGUGACUUCUCUGAAAUGUUCGAGAAUAUAAAUGGAAUUGACGAAAACGUUGAACUCGUUUUCGACGACGGAGGGAAGGAGCUACUCAGGGAGAAAAUGGACGAGUUCGUAGCUGAGGUCAAUGAAGCCAUCAGAAAUGGGAAAGUGCCACCCAAAUCAAAGAUGCCAGAACUUAUUCCGAGAACAGCUUGCGCUCUACAUGUCUUUAAUCACGCCCUGGAAGAACUAUUGGCCGGUGUACCCUCGUCACAGCCUGAUACAACGAUAUCCAAAACGACACUAGAAAGUGCAGCAUCUUUCGUGAAUCACCUCGAGACACAGAAGGAAAUACUCUGUCAGGUUAGCAAUCAUAACAACAAAAACUUGCAUUUUUCUUUAAUUACCUCUAUUGUACGCACAUUCCAAUUAUUCUUAGUAGAAACUCGGCCUUGUCCUAUUGAAAAUCCGCUUAUUUCAUUUGUUCUAUAA